AUGAUGGGAUUAAGGUGGAGUAUAGCGGUAACGGUGACGUUUGCGGUUUCUCUGCUGUGGUUUGGAGCACUGCGAAUCCAAGCCUCUAAUUCUGUUUCCGCUUUCGUUCAAAACGCCAUCUACUCCAAUAGAAUCACCGUGUUUUCCAAAUCCUAUUGCCCCUAUUGUUUGCGCGCCAAACGCAUACUUGCUGGACUAAGCGAGAAACCGAUUGUUGUGGAGCUCGAUUUGCGAGAUGAUGGGUAUGAAAUUCAGAGUGUUCUUCUGGAUUUGAUUGGUAGAAGGACAGUCCCCCAAGUAUUUGUGAAUGGAAGGCAUAUUGGUGGAUCAGAUGAUCUCAGUGCUGCAGUCCAAAGUGGUGAAUUGCAGAAACUUCUCAGUGCAAGUUGA
This is a messenger RNA of Sphenostylis stenocarpa, 390 nucleotides long. The record is from the annotation of a GenBank genome assembly. Lineage: Eukaryota; Viridiplantae; Streptophyta; Magnoliopsida; Fabales; Fabaceae.